Messenger RNA from Corticium candelabrum, 3262 nucleotides. RefSeq lists its product as uncharacterized. NCBI's taxonomy places the organism in Eukaryota, Metazoa, Porifera, Homoscleromorpha, Homosclerophorida, Plakinidae. Bases 1 to 3006 code for a protein of 1001 amino acids. Gene Ontology annotation, molecular function: nucleic acid binding. The transcript has 8 exons. The record is from RefSeq and is a predicted model, not a curated record.
AUGUAUUCGGACACCCGAGAGCACUGCAAGAGUUGUUCACAGUGUGCAAUAGUGACAGGAACUGUUGUUGGGAAGUUGAAGCCACCUCUUCAUCCUAUUCCGGUACAGCAAGCUUUCCAGAUUGUCGGGGUUGAUGUAAUGGACCUACCGGUGACAGAAAGUGGUAACAAGCAUGUGCUAGUUGUCCCCAUGUUUGGUGUACCAGAGGCUUUGUUGUCUGACCGGGGUACGAAUCUGUUAUCACACCUAAUGCUGGAUUGUUGUCAGUUACUGGGAAUGAAAAAAAUUAACACUACUGCUUACCAUCCCGAGUGUGAUGCUGCUUUACUACCGCCGAGGAAGACCCAGGCCAGCGAAGUUUCUGAUUACCGUGAGAAGCUUGUCUUGUCACUGUCACAUGCGCGUCAAAUUGCAGUCAGUAGUAUUCAGGUCGCCCAGAGGAGAUACAAGGAGCAAUACGAUAAGAACGCAUCCACAGAUGUUAGUUUCAAGGUAGGGGACUGGAUUUUGGGUUGUUUCCCUCAAGAGGAGUCUGGAAAGUUACGGAAGCUGUCUCGCCCUUGGCAUGGGCCCUAUCGAGUUGCAUCCUGUGAAGAGCCAAACAUGACUGCUACUAAGGUAUAUUUUCCGGAUGACCCUCCUGUUCAGGUUCACUUUUCUAGAGUGUGUGGAUGUCCAGCUGGGUUCCCUGCUGGAUAUUACUGGUAUGGUAACAAGCACCGUGCCCCAGGUCGUCCAGCUAAAUGGGUCAAGAGGUUGUUGACUGCAACCACAGUCUUUCAGGGUCAGGAACCGAUGAAAGUAACCGACCUUCCAAUCAAGCCACCCACCACAGAACAACGACCUGAAAGGAAGAAUUUAACUGUCCAGCAACCAGAUCCGCCCUGUGAGGAACAGAAUUCUAAGCUUUCCCUGGGAGCUAAACGAUAUGGCACCAAGUGUGGUCUCAAUAUAAAAGUGAGUGGGUACACAGUGAAACAAGCAUAUGAUGGUAAGAAACCAUACCAACUGGCCGAUGGUGAACUGAGAAGACGACUGAGGAAAGCAAUAGAUGAACAGAAGUAUGCUGUUCUGUUUGCUGAGGGCACAGUGAGACCAGAAAUCAUCAAGUUGUGUUUCAUCGGUUCAGAAGGAGCAGGAAAGACGACACUCAUGGAGGCUCUCAAACGAGGAUGGUUGGAGUGGAUUUUUAAAAGAGAGAAUCAAGCAGACAACCCGGAUUGUGAAAAGGAACGCACGAUUGGUAUCAACGUGAUGACAGCCAAUAUUCCAGGGGUGGGUCGUGUUUCACUGCGGGACCACGCAGGUCAAAAGCAGUUCCACAAAACCCACGGCCUCUUCUUCUCUGCAUCCAACUCAUUCUUCAUCUUGCUAGUAAGUCUAGUGAGAGGAAAUGAGAGACGACGGUGCAGCGAUGAGGAGUUGCGAGAUGAGCUUCAGUACUGGCUCUCAUUUCUCAGAUCCAGUUUGAAUGGAGAGUUUAUACCCACAGUGUUGAUAAUGGCCAGUCGAGGAGAUUAUUAUCGUGAUGGUCAGCGUGUGUUGCAGCGUGUGGUCGACUGCAUUCGUGAGCUGUUCAAAGGCAAGAUCAACAUCAUUCAAGAAUGUUUGGUUGUCGACUGCAGGAAGUGUUCGUCCCCUGAAAUGAGAAAACUCAAGAAAUUUUUACGUGAUAUGAAGCAGCAACUUCAGCAAUCUGCUCCUCUAUAUCCUCGUCUUUGUCAGCCAGUCGUGUCCAAGUUGCUUCCUUCUCUUCGUAAGAAACAAGAAGAUCCAUUCAUGGAGACGGCAACACUCAUGGAGAGAAUUGAGCAAGAAGCAUGUCCAGGACAAGAGAAGGAGGUUGUAGAGAAAGUAGUUGGUUUCCUCGAUGAAUCAGGAGAGAUUGCUGUUGUUGGUGAUGUGGCUGCUCUCAAUCCUGCUUGUCUACAUCAAUAUGCCAUCGGUCCUAUUGUUGCUUCUGAGGAUUUCAAGUGGCAUGUCAAGUCAGAGAGAAAUGAUGGCACAGUAACAAAAGAAGAAGCGAAAACGGCAAUCGAUCAUUACUUGAGAGAUCACAAGAUUGCCGUUGAACUCAACACAGAUAAAGUUCUCGCUAUCAACAAAUCUCUUGGUAUCUGCUUCAAAGUGGAAGGCAGAGACGACACGUUCAUGUUUCCAGCUCUCUUGCCUCCUAAGGAUCUGUCUGUCAUGUGGAAGAAAGAUGAGAGUAAGAAAGUGUAUGUCGGUCGACGUCAAGUGUGCAGAAGUCAGAUGACCAUCUUCAGUCCAUCUACAUUCUGCAUGUUUCAAUCUAAAGUUUGCAUUACUUUGGAUCAAAAGGCAAGGCUGUGGAGGGAUGGACUGAUUCUAUCACAAGGCAGUACAGUUCAUAAUCUCAUUGAGUGUUUGGUGGCCGUGAUAGAUCCUCUUCGUUCUGUCGACUUUGUGUGUCGUGGAGGCAAUCGAACAGAAGCAGAAUGUGUUUCACUGCUGGACGCUGUCAUGUCUCUUUGGAGAGAUAUGUUAGACAGCUACAGUCCGGGCACUGAAUAUCAGACUGAAUAUCUGAGCAGAAAGCAUUUGGAGGAACACAAACAACCGAAACAAGUCGCUACCUACUCUCAGAAGGAGAUCAACGAAGCAAAAGCAAAGGAAGAAGGAGCACAUGCUGCUGUCAAACAAGUAGUUGGUAAUGAGCUGAUCGUAGAAAGUCUUGGCGAUCUGUUGGUUGUUCAACCCAUCGGUCAAUCAGCUCCAGUUUCAUCCAGUGCAGUUUUCAAUGCCGUUAUUGAGUGUGGUUCAUCUCAAUGGUAUUCAUUUGGAAUAAAACUAGACUUUAAUCAUGAUCAGAUUGAAGCUUUGUGUCAUGACAAAGUGACUCCUGCUGAUAAAUUGUCUGCAAUCAUCCAAGUAAAGACCAAACAAGUUGGUGAUGUGAAGAAGAUGGAUGAUCUGCUGUUAGAGGCGUGUAGACAUUUACCAGAUCCAAUUGAUGGUGCAGUGAAGGAGAAGCUUGGAAUCUAGCAUUAGUCACGUGACUGUAGAAACUAAGCUUGAUAUAUCUACAGACAGAAUUUAUUGACAAAAUUACUGUUUUUCACGUGUCAACACAUUCUGUUUAAAAUAGCAGCAUAUUUGGGCAUGUAGUACCUAGUGAUGAUGGGCCUAGCUAAUGCACAUGUAGUUAAUGAUUAUUGGACAAACCAUUUGUAUUGCUAACAGAACAAAUUAAACUUAUACGGGCCAUUUUGUAUCUUUCUUUUCAGAUACAUGUCGAAGU